This is a messenger RNA of Dinoponera quadriceps, 4900 nucleotides long. It is a transcript of the gene Tnpo-SR, whose product is annotated as transportin-3. NCBI's taxonomy places the organism in Eukaryota, Metazoa, Arthropoda, Insecta, Hymenoptera, Formicidae. Gene Ontology annotation, cellular component: nuclear membrane; cytoplasm. The record is from RefSeq and is a predicted model, not a curated record. Gene Ontology annotation, biological process: protein import into nucleus. Gene Ontology annotation, molecular function: small GTPase binding. Bases 519 to 3377 code for a protein of 952 amino acids. The transcript has 18 exons.
CGCUGAGACGCGGGUGAAAUAUUUUUUCGAUGUAAUUAUACCGUAUUUAAUCGCGUGACGAUCGGCGUUAAGCGUAUUCGAAAAUCAAUGUACCGGUCGCCGCAUAAUUAAAUGUGGAAAAAAUUUGAAAAAUGUUUUUUCCAUGUUCGGGCGUCGUCAAUUAGGCUUUCUUCGCACAAUUAUGUGAGAAACGACGAUAAUUACGACUACUCGGCCGUUUUCGUUUCCCGCUCCGUUAAGCGGAAUCCACACUCGAUAUGAGGUCCUUGAAUGCAAUGUGAAUUCUUCCUAACGCGAGCCACCGUGCCGCCCGUUCGGAACAUUGUCGCUCGUUAACUGUGCUGUCCGUUGCUCUUGGAGGUUAGUUUAGCCGUUCGGAACGGAACACUGCGGAGAGAGCCGCUCGGCCAAGCUGCUUCGACCUGUAUCAGUUGCAGUAAACGCACAACUACGAUCCUUUUGUCACGGUCGGGAUCGGCUGUAUGGAGAUUUCGCGGAGGGCCGCAAUUCUCUGAAGGAUGGAGUCGCCGCCGACCCUGGAGGCCACUUACCAGGCCGUGUACUCUUUAUAUAAUAAUACUAAUCCAUCCGAGCCAGCGAAAGCGUCACUAUGGCUAGGAGAGUUACAGAAAUCGGUAUACGCUUGGAAGAUAGCUGAUGAAAUGCUCCAUCAAAAACGGGACGUGCAGUCCUGUUAUUUUGCAGCGCAAACAAUGCGCACCAAAAUUCAACUAUCUUUUCACGAAUUACCCCCGGAGGCUCACGCCUCGCUGAGGGAUUCGCUGAUGGACCAUAUAUUACAAAUAAAUGAACACACUAAUUCCGCCAUUGUCACACAGUUGUGCUUAGCAUUAGCAGAUCUGGCCCUACAAAUGUCCUCUUGGCAAAAACCCGUAGUGGAUUUAAUUAAUAGGUUCGGAGGGAGCACUGUUUAUCUAUGGCCCUUGCUUGAAAUGCUGAGAGUACUCCCGGAGGAAGUAAAUUCCAGAUCACUUAGAUUAGGAGCUAAUCAUAGACAACAUAUAUUGCUCGAACUUAAGGCAAGCGCAGACAUCUUAACGGAGUUUCUGAAAAUGUGUGUAAAGAACGGCGGAGAGAAUAUACAAGUUCGAACCACAACUCUGCGGUGUUUCACCAGCUGGAUAACCGUCCAUGCGAUACCGCUAGAAGCCGUACCUUCCAGCGAUGUUGUCGCUUAUGCGCUACAGAUACUCGGCAGCCAUAUGGAGUGUUCGCAACUGCACGAAGCAGCCUCCGAUUGUAUCUGUGUCAUUCUACAAGCGCUCUACACGGAUAACAACACGAAUCGCGACAGCGAGAACCAGCCGAGCGUGCAGUUGCAGCAGUUGCAAUCGUGUCUCUUCGCGAGCGUGAUGAACCUGGAACAACCGUACCACCUGUCCGUCGCGCACGAAGACACGGAGAAGUCUAUAAAUUACUGUCGAAUAUUCACGGAAUUGGCCGAGACUUUCUUGGAUACCAUAGUAGCUGGUAGCAUAGGAGGGAAGCAACAUUACGGCAUCAAGAUUUUAGAUCUCGUUCUGACUUGUGUCGGCCACAACGAUUACGAGGUGGGACAGAUAUCGUUCAAUUUGUGGUAUCGGCUCUCCGAGGUGCUGUACCACAAAAAUAGCGAUGAUCUCAAUGCCGUAUUUCGACCCCAUAUCGAGAGACUGAUUGGUGCCCUCUGCAGGCACUGUCAGAUAGAACCGGACCAUUUGGGUCUCGUGGAAGAAGGCGUGGGUGGGGAAGAGUUCGCCGACUUCAGAUUUCGCGUGGCUGAUCUGAUCAAGGACGUAGUGUUCAUCGUUGGGAGUAGCCACUGCUUCCGGCAAAUGUUCGCGUCGUUGACCGGUGGGCCUGGACCGCAGGGUCAGCCAGUACACACACCUACCUGGGACUCGACCGAAGCUGCGUUGUUCAUUAUGCAAGCUGUAGCAAAGAACAUACUUCCGGAGGAGAAUGACGUGGUGCCAAAGGUGGUGGAAGCUAUACUCAAUUUACCGGAGAACACGCAUAUAGCCGUGCGGCACACCAGUAUCCUUCUGUUAGGCGAACUGUGCGAAUGGAUAGACAGCCAUCCGCGAACUUUGGAGCCGGUGUUGAAUUUCCUUUUAGCGUGUUUAAAUCAAAAAGGCUUAGGAAAUGCCGCCUCAGGUGCGUUGUUAAGUAUAUGUACAUUUUGCCCGCUACACAUGGCGCCGCACUUCUCGGGGCUCCUUCAGAUAGCUUGUUCGCUUGAUAGUUUCGCAAUCAACAAUGACGCGGCUCUUGGUCUAUUGAAAGGGGUAUCUGUAGUUUUGGCGAAAUUACCGGAGGAAGAGAUCACCCGAGGGAUGAGGGAAUUGUGCGGCUUCCACGCGACUUCUCUGUGGACGCUUCUGUCGGACAGAAUUCCAAUUGAGAGAGGAACAAAGACUGAUCCUGUGAUAUGGCUGGAUAGAUUAGCCGCUGUAUUUAAAUAUACCAAGCCUGCAAUAGAGGACCCCAAUAAGCCUCAUCCUUGUGAAGGCAUAGUCACCGAAAUAUGGCCGAUAUUGUCUAACGUAUGCACGACAUAUCAACGGGAUGUGCGAAUCAUGGAGAGAUGUUGCCGCUGUAUACGCUUCGCGAUACGUUGCGUAGGCUCACGUUCUGCCCCCUUGCUCGAGCCGAUCAUAAAAGAGAUCGUACCGCUGUAUACGUUAAAUCAACACAGUUGCUUUUUGUAUCUCGGGUCUAUAUUAGUAGACGAAUUCGCCAAAGACGCGAUAUGCGUGUGGAAUCUGUUGAAUAUGUUACAAGCUGUCAUAGGUCCUACUUUCGCCCUUCUUGAGGAGGAGGACGGUUUGAAGAAUCAUCCGGACACGGUAGAUGAUUUAUUCAGGUUGUGCGCCAGGUUUCUUCAAAGAGCCCCUGUCCCUUUGUUACAAUCUCCCGUUAUUGGGAACAUUGUAGAUUGUGCGAUAAUGGCUUGUAGUUUGGAUCACAAGGACGCUAACAGUUCAGUAAUGAAAUUCUUCUACGAUUUCUUGAACAGUGGUCGCUGUUACAAGGAUCGUCCGGAUUACACGACCCGGCAGCAGUUGGUACAAAGUAUACUGCAAGAGAAGGGUCAAACGCUCGUCAUAAAAUUGCUGCACGCCUCGGUGUUCUCGUUGCCGUCAUACAUGUUGUCUGAUAUAGCGGACGUAGUUAUGGAACUUAUACAACAUGACAGAGAGCUCACGUCGAAAUGGCUGGAAGAAGCCAUCAAGACGAUGCCGGCGCAGAAUGCGAGCGGAUCUCCCGCAGCCACGCCCGAACAGCUACUUGAAUUUCACAGUACAAUUACGAGCGCAGAUUCAGCGAAAUCUAUCACUAACGCCCUGCGAAAUUUCGCACGUCUGUAUCGCUGAUGCGUCCCCGCUCCGAUGCGCGUGUGAUAAAUUCGCCUCAAUAAAUUCUCCCUAAAUUAUAUAAAUUACGAAGAUCUUCCAACAAGUUUUGUUUACGUCGUCGUCGAUGAGCGAAAAUUUCGGCAAAAUGUAACACGGUGAGUCUCGAUACUGUAGAAGCAACACGUCAUUGGAAAGGGAGAGAGAGAGGGAAGGGGGCGGGGGGCAAUUAAAAAAUUUUCUUUGAUUACUAUCUAUAGUGAUGUUUGCAAAGUAUAUCGAUACAUUACUAGGCCUUGCAACUGGACAUGCAUCUUUCUUGUAAAACAUCUACACAAAAGAAAAAGGGAAAUCCUUUGUAUCUGUUUAUACACUUAUUUUUAUUAUCUCUUUCGUGCACGCAUUUUGAUACACAUUUGUACUUUGUUUGUUAAUAAUCGUCUCGCGCUAGGUACGAUUAUUAACUUGUACAAUUAUCUAUUAUUAGAUACGGGCAAAUAUUUAUACAAGUAUUUUCAAAUUUAUUAUAUUUCCUUUUAUUUAUAUACAUGUAUCGACAGAAGAGAAUGUUUGUGCGAUUUAUUUUAUUACGGAGAAAGGAAAACGUAUACCUUGCAGGCACACUAUAAACAGUAAACACGCCGAGAGAUGAUCGUGAAAACGAAGAAUACGCGUACUGACCACUUUAUUUAUAAAUUAACUAGAUUGUACUGACAUAUUUUGCUUGUGUGUGAAAUGAUCUGUUAAUCAGCAGAAAUUUUAUAACAUUGCUCUUUUUACUGUCUCGACUAUCAUUGCGUUGUAAUUACAUUUACUUGGCGCAAGAAAUUCAUCACAUUUGUUCCCCCGUGAACGGAUUACAAAAUCAUGAUCUUCAUUUCUUGUUCGAUCAACGAAUAACCAACAUGUGGCAGAAGCACAUUUAUGAGAAUUAAAGUGACUCUUUUUAGUUAAGCAUCUGCAAAUGUACUACGAUAUAUAUAUAUAUAUAUAUAUAUAUAUAUGUGUGUGUGUGUGUAUAUAUAUAUAUAUAUACCUAUUAUUUUCAAGAGAAUACAAAUCUAUCUCGUCUAUGCAUACUUGAACAUUUGUGCGCGCGCAAGCUAUAAUUAAAAACAAUAAUUUCAAUAUGAAGGUUGACAUUGGCAUUCGUUGUUGUUUCUCAACUUGUGCUGCGCAAGACGCUAGGCAGCACUACUAAAUUGAACGACUAUUAUAUAUUACUUACCGAUUUAUUCAGCCUUUUGAAUCCAUCUGUAGUUAAUUUUCAAUUUGUACCUAUUAUAGUAUUAUAGCAAGGAACAUAUUUUCUCGCGAGCUCCAUCGAGAGAUAAUUACUCCGAUUACAAUUUUACGUAGGAAAUUUUAGAGAUUUAUACAAAUUUUUCCAUGUUUGCACAUAUAUAAAGUCCAUUUCGAGUACGUAUAUAUUUUAAGUAUAUUCUAACAAUUGUAUAAUAUAUGGGAUAAAUGUACGUACGUAAAAUAGCACUUUGCUGUGUUAAACUGCAAUACUGUUCGUGUGAGGGAUGAUUACAGAGUUC